Molecule: messenger RNA, 768 nt
Organism: Salpingoeca rosetta
Lineage: Eukaryota; Choanoflagellata; Craspedida; Salpingoecidae
Exons: 5
Coding region: 1-768 (255 amino acids)
Cellular component (GO): acrosomal vesicle
Molecular function (GO): calmodulin binding
Source: RefSeq, a predicted model, not a curated record
AUGGAGGAAAGCAUCUACAACUUGAUCCCGCGGGAGGAAGUGGCGCCGCCAAAGCAAAAGCGCUAUGUUUCACAGCAUGCCAACAAGGCGCGGCAGGAGUACAAGUCAAAGAAGGAGGCUGGGCGGACCAUGGGCCCGCCGGCAGUCCAGGCAGGCGACACAUCGAGGUUCUUGAAGCGCGGCGAGGGCAAGGGCGGUGGCCGCGUGCAGCGUGCGGCACCGCAGAAGCGCGAACAGGCAAAGAAGCCAAAACCGCGCGUGCCAAAGGCGACGGAGAAGCCGCCCAUGGGCCUCCGCACCAAGAAGGACUUUAUCAAGGAUAACGCUGUCAAGACCAUGACCACACAGCCGCCAAGGACAAAGCCAAUGAUGCUGGAUACGGCGGCAGGCAAAGGGCAGAAGAUGGACUUGGAGGAGAGCGGGCUGGUGCCAAAGUACACGAAGAAGAAGACGUUUGGCAAGACACCUGCAUAUUUGACCAAGCGCAGGGAAGAGGAGGAUCGUGCGCAAGCAGAAUACGAGGAGUAUGUCCGCGCCAUGCAACAGCAAGGCGCAUACUAUGAGGUCUCACAGCAAGAGCGCGACGAGCUGCUGCACGGGCUGAAGACCAACUGGGAACAGCUGCAUAAGGAGUAUCAGGGCCUGUCUGUGAUUGCGGACACGGCGCCAAAGCGCCAGCGCCGCAACGACAUGGAGGCGCGCCUUGCGCAGCUUGAGGCCGACAUUGCCAAGAUUGAACGCCACUCCACCAUCCUCGUCGCACAGUAG